Hydra vulgaris (swiftwater hydra) is the source of this 611-nucleotide messenger RNA. The record is from RefSeq and is a predicted model, not a curated record. Lineage: Eukaryota; Metazoa; Cnidaria; Hydrozoa; Anthoathecata; Hydridae.
UCACUAUUUUAUGAAUACUUCCUGACGAAUGCAUUUUUAAAUUAACAAAAUCCUACAACUUUAUAUGAUAGCAAUUUUGAUGUCUAAAUUAGAAUUAAUUCAACAAAUGCUUUUUGAAGUUUAAAUGCUGAAUGGAGAAUUGUUUUGGCUUAUACCUUGUUUCUAUGAUAUCUUUUUUGAAAGUUUGCAAUAGUUGUGAAGAUGGUUGGUUUGAGUAUGGAAGAUAUUGCUAUUUUUUCCAAAAUAAAACAUUAAAAGGUAAAAGUUGGAGUGAUGCAUCAUUAUCAUGUCAAGUUAUGGGUGCUCAUUUGUUAAGUAUUGAGGAUCAAGCUGAAAAUUCUUUUAUUAAAAAUAUUCUUAAAGAUAACAGCCUAAAAAAAGAUAAUUAUUGGAUUGGACUCAAUGAUGAUUGGAAUAACAGAGAAUUUAAGUGGUCAGACAGCAAAUACUUGGAUUUUUUUAAUUGGUUACCAAAAAAACCUAGCAAUGCUAGAUUUGGAGAGAACUGUGUGGAAACAAAUAGAAUUGGCUGGAAUGAUAAUGAUUGUUAUGAUUAUAAUGGAUUUAUUUGUAAAUUUGUAAAAGGUAAUACUUAGUUAUGUUUGAUUAAA